AUGUGGCUGUACCUGGCCAUCCUCGUGGGCCUGUGCUACCUUCUGCGCAGGUACCGGGAGACACAGGUGGUGAGCCACCUCCAGGACAAGUAUGUCUUCAUCACGGGCUGUGACUCGGGCUUCGGGAACCUGCUGGCCAGGCAGCUGGACCUACGAGGCUUGAGGGUGCUGGCUGCAUGUCUGACAGAAAAGGGGGCCGAGCAGCUGAGGGGCCAGACGUCAGACAGGCUGGAGACGGUGAUCCUGGAUGUGACCCGCACAGAGAGCAUCGCUGCGGCCACCCAGUGGGUGAAGGAGCGCACGGGGGACAGAGGUCUCUGGGGCCUGGUGAAUAAUGCUGGCAUCUCUGUGCCCACGGCACCCAAUGAGUGGCUGACUAAACAAGACUUCGUGAAGAUACUCAACGUGAACCUGCUGGGGGUGAUCGAGGUGACCCUGAGUCUGCUGCCCCUGGUGAGGAAGGCAAAGGGCCGAGUGGUCAAUGUCUCCAGCGUCUUUGGUCGUGUGGCCUUCAUUGGUGGGGGCUACUGCAUCUCUAAGUAUGGCGUCGAGGCCUUCUCAGACUCCCUCAGGAGGGAGCUCUCCCACUUUGGGGUGAAAGUGGCUAUCAUUGAGCCCGGUUACUUCAAGACUUUUGUGACCAGUACUUCGGAGCUUACUAGGAACAUCCAAGAGGCCUGGGAUAAGGCCAGCCCAGAGGCCAAGGAGGCCUAUGGGGAGAGGUUUCUGGCACACAGCCUGAAACGAAUUGGAUCAUUGGAUAAAAUGUGCUCACAGGAUCUGUCCUUGGUGACCAACUGCAUGGAACAUGCUCUGACCGCCUGCCAUCCCCGCACCCGAUACUCACCUGGCUGGGAUGCCAAGCUCAUCUACCUUCCCAUGAGCUACAUGCCCACCUUCCUGGUGGAUGCCAUUGUCAAGUGGAAUAAACCAAGACCUGCUAAGGCCAUGUGA
Messenger RNA from Pipistrellus nathusii (Nathusius's pipistrelle), 954 nucleotides. Lineage: Eukaryota; Metazoa; Chordata; Mammalia; Chiroptera; Vespertilionidae. The record is from the annotation of a GenBank genome assembly.